Molecule: messenger RNA, 426 nt
Organism: Olea europaea var. sylvestris
Lineage: Eukaryota; Viridiplantae; Streptophyta; Magnoliopsida; Lamiales; Oleaceae
Exons: 3
Coding region: 1-426 (141 amino acids)
Biological process (GO): DNA repair; telomere maintenance
Molecular function (GO): DNA helicase activity
Source: RefSeq, a predicted model, not a curated record
AUGCAUUUUACAGAGAAUUUAAAUAAGGAACAACAAUCUGCCUAUGAUGUUGUUUUAGACUCAACAAUAUCAUCGAGAGUGGCUGCUUCUUUAUUGCCGACUGGGCAAACUGGUCAUUCACAUUUUAAAAUCCCACUUCAAACAAAUUCUGAUAUGCGAUGUUCAGUAAGUAAACAAUCAUCAUUUGGUCAACUUUUACAAACGACAAAGCUAAUUGUGAGGGGUGAAGCACCAAUGAUUAAUAGAUGUGCUUUUAAAGCUUUGGAUAAAAUGUUAAAAGAUAUUAUUGAAUGUGAAUUGCCAUUUGACGGAAAGGUUGUUGUAGUUAUUUUGACUCCAAAAAAUGAACAUGUAGAUGUAAUAAACAAUAUGUCAGUUAAAGAAAUUACAGGAGAUAUAUUUACGUAUUUUGUUUUGAUGAAGUAA